This is a messenger RNA of Macrobrachium nipponense, 4963 nucleotides long. RefSeq names its product ERI1 exoribonuclease 2-like. The coding region runs from base 225 to 2039 and encodes 604 amino acids. The record is from RefSeq and is a predicted model, not a curated record. Lineage: Eukaryota; Metazoa; Arthropoda; Malacostraca; Decapoda; Palaemonidae. The transcript is spliced from 8 exons. Gene Ontology annotation, molecular function: nucleic acid binding; zinc ion binding; 3'-5'-RNA exonuclease activity.
UAAUUCUACCUACUACUACUACUACUUAAAUAAGAGUCCAGUCCGACAUUAGUGUUUAAAACCGUUUUUUUAAGUAUUUUCGUAUUAACAGAUCAGGAAUGGCCACCUACCAGCAGAGAGAAUUAAGUGGAUUGUGACAAGUUGGAGUUGUGUAGGGGGAAAUGGGAGACUUUAGUUUCAAGGUCCUUGAACGACAGCUAUGACCCUUUGCCUGCGGAUGAGUCAUGGCUACCAAGCGGCUGGCACUGGAGUUGGGACUGGUCCAGAAGAGGAAAGUGAAGGAUGGUUCGGCACGUGCUUGCAGAGUUGCCCAAGAAUUUGACUUCUUAGUUGUGUUAGACUUUGAGUCGACCUGUUGGGAAAAUGGAGCACGCAUGGGUCGGCAGGAGGUCAUCGAAUUCCCAGCGGUGCUGUUACGUACCGCCACAGGAGACAUUAUGUCUGAGUUUCAUCAAUACGUUAUGCCUGUAGAGCAACCGAUACUCUCAGAGUUUUGCAAGAAUUUAACAGGAAUAACUCAGGAGCAGGUUGAAGCUGGUGUCCCUCUUGGAACCUGCCUGGGUUUGUUCUCUUCGUGGAUCAGAAAAUUGUGCGACGAGCACCAAAUGUCUUUCAACACCAACGUGGCUUCUAAGCAUGUCACCUUUGCUACCUGGUCAGACUGGGAUCUUGGCGUUUGCCUUCAUUAUGAAUGCAACCGAAAACAGCUGAGGAAACCGGAGUUCUUUAACCAGUGGAUUGACAUUAGGCUAACUUACAAGAAUUUUUACCAGCGACGACCUCAAGGUUUGGCAGGAGCAUUGAAAGAUCUAGGCAUUUCGUUCGAAGGGCGAGAGCACUCGGGAAUAUGCGACACUCGUAACACCGCCGUGCUGAUUUCUCGCAUGGCCAAGGAUGGAUGCGUUUUGAAGAUUACAAAAUGUCUGACAGCAAAAGCCAAGGGUUUCACUGUCCGAGAAGCUGCGCAGAAACUUUUUAACCAGGUGAAGAAUGUUAUUCUCGGCAAGAGGCCCUUGGAAGGUGAAGGUGCCGAAGAUAGAAGCAAGCACAGUAAAGUACCAAGGCCAGCAUUGUCUGGUGUAGUAGCAUCUUCCAGGAAGGACUUAGAAGAGGAUGGGAAUGAUAAAGAUAACUCAGAUGACAUCAAUUUCAGUCUUGGUCUUUCAGGUUUAACAGGAAAUAGUUUGGAUGCCGUAAACGCAACCGACAGGGGUGCAGGCAAAGGUGGUCCUGUCAUCAAAGUAGGGGGUACUUUGGAAAAGGCUGCUGCGUCGAAUGUUUGUAAUGAUGGUAGGAAGUCAGAUAAGCCUCUGAUCCCUCUAAAGUGUAUAACUAAUACGGUGAAAAAUAGAAAUCCACGUACCGAUACACUGGCAACUCCAAAGUUACAUAGCCUUAACGCAUCAGAUUCUUUUAAAACUCCAGCCUUACCUGUUGUUCGUAGCAGUUCGAGAGUAUCCGUCGGUUUGAGUAAGUCCGUAGUGAACACUCCCAUACACCUGAACAAAUCCUCGGUGUCAUCGGUCGAAAGUGACAAAAGCCGUUUCAAGUACAAGAGGACGCCACCAUUCUGUGGGUGCGGCAGAAGAGCUAAGCUGCUCCUCACUUCAAAACCGGGACCGAAUGAGGGGCGGCACUUUUUCUCUUGUCCAAACGGUGGCACGGGGAGUAGAAAGAGUUGCAAGUUUUUCAAGUGGGAAGAUGAACCUUUCAUUAAAGCUCCCACGAUAGAUUCUUUCUGCGUGCCGUACGCAAACUUCGAGCCCUCUGCUCGCAGUCUUCCCGUUCAGAGGGUGGUCAAAGUCAGUGGUAUAGGGGUUAGGGGUCCUCAGACAGUGCCUGCUUGCAGUAGGAAAGUCAGGCGUGUCGGUUUGUCCAGAUGCGUACCUCAAUUUAAUCUGUCGCAGGAGAAGUCUGGGGAAAUGAUGUCCAAUUCUAGCAAUACAGAGACAGUUACUCAACAAAUAAAUAGAAGACCUUCAUUAGAGCCAUUUGAGAUAACUCCUUGCAUAAUCAGAGGAAAAUCCAGGUUGAAAUGAUGUUCCUGAUCUCUUAUUUGAAAACGUUUUUAGCGGAAUUGCACGAGGGCCAUUGACUUGAAAUCCAAGCGUCCAAAGAGUACGAUGUUCAUUUGAGAGUAACAGGUCAUAGGAAAUGAGAGAUCCCUCACGAGAAAAGUAAAAUCAAGUGAAAAAGUUCAUAAAUAAAUAUAUAAAAAUAUAAGUAUUUGAAUUCAUGGUGCUUAUAUCAUUUAUGGACAUAUAACUGUAAGACCUGAAAGUAUUUCUGUUGAAUUUUUAUCAUUAAGUUUGUGAGUCGUGUUUUAAUAUUUUAACAUACUGCAAGUAGACAAGUGGUCUCUGUAAUGUAAAGGAGAAGGAAUAAUUGUGAAUAGUGUAUACAAAUACUCUAGACUACUUUAGUUUUAUAGAUGGAAAAUAUUGACCAAUUUCAUGAAUGAACUCAUGUACAGUAUUUAUUUAUUCUAGUCCAGACAGCUAUACAAUGAAAAGAGCUCAGUUUGACUUACAACAUUAUUGCUUUUUAUGUAACAACAGGGUGUUCUAACUUGCUAUUAAAUAUUUACAAGUUUUUUUUUUUAGAUAGUUUUUACAGACAGCUUAAUGAAAGUGUGACACUCUCAUGUGUCAAAAUUUUAAACAAUAUGUACGUAUGCAUGCAAGAAUUGCUCUAUCAUACACAUUCAAAAUUUUUUGCUGUAGUGUGAAUGGAUAAGUUAAGAAUAAAAAUUAUUGUGAAUUUGAUCUGCCUUCUAUCAAGUUCAGUAUGUAUUAGACUAUGAGGGUUUGUAAGUGAGAGGUGCUUUACCACUUUUAAUGUAUGUGUCUGUUAUUGACUGAGCAGAUACCAGCACUUUCCACCUAACUUGAAUUCACAGGAGUGAAAUUUGCAUUUACUAUUCAGUAGUAUGCACUUAAGUUUGGUCCCUGUAGCUAAGUGAUAGAACAUUUAACUCACUGGCAAGUCCCAAGUUGUAUCCAAGUAUGCCCUAGCUAGUCACCACAGCUGCAAAUAGCUAGUAGCAUCAGCUUGAAGGUGGAGGCAGGACUGGAAAGAGAUGACAUUUGAUUUCUAAGGAAGACUAUGUAUAAUGUAUAUUUUCCAUUCAUUGUUAAAAGUAUAUGAAGGUGCGAGUUCUUGUAUUACAUUUGCGAGAAUUUUUCUUUUUUAGUCUGCUUAGUUGUGAAACAAGUUCUUGUGAACAAAAUUUCUUAUUCUUAGAACCAGACAUAACUUUUAUCUUGUCAGUUAAUCUCCAUUGGUCGUAGUAGUGUGACUUAGUCACUAGGGAAUUUUUUAUGAUGAUUAGGGUUGAGCUUGGUAGUUCAAACAACCCAACCAAAACCAGGGAAUAUGUUUCUAUGUAACCAAACAUUUUGGCCCCACCCUUAACUGCAGACAGGAUCUUGCUAAGGAUGUUCCAAAAAAUGUAAUAUCGUGAUUAUGACUGGGAACAAAAUCAUUAUAGGCACAGGAUAAAUCACGACUAUUAACAGAACUGUGAUAGGCAGUGGAUAGACAAGAAUCAGUGCUUACGUUUUGAUAAAAGUUACCACCAAGACUCAGCCAGGAGAAGGGAGGAAGACAUGUUAAGAGAGGAACUUUUUAAGGAUGGUAAGACCUCAGGGCCUCUUCGUUAUAGGAAUUGCGUAGUGUCAACAUUGAAGCAAUGUGGAUGUAGGGUGUAAACAAUUCUUUGACCUUUACAGGGAUGUGGGUAGGAUUUUUGUCCAGUACUUUCCAGAAGACCAUAACUAUAGAAGCCAAGCAACCAUCCUUCAUUUGGUCAUAAUUUUACUUGGUGCGUCAUAAUUUUCUUUUUGAUGGUUGGGUGUAGUCUGAACAAUGUUGAUGUAUUGUUGUCCAGGUGCUGAAUAAUAUUUUGUAACUUUAAAUCACAUUGUGUGUAUUCUCAGUCUUGGCCAGUUAUGGGAAUUUAACUUUCACGAAUUUCGUGUCAUGUAUGUAAAAAUCCAAUGAUUUGUUAGUGUUAUAAGUGUUUUUGUAACAGGAGUGUCCAUAUUAAUGUCUUAUUGGUGAUUAUUAUAAGAGAAUAAAGGCAUUUUACCUACUUAUUUUAAUCCAUUAGCAAUUUGUAUAGAUACAUUUAUAUAGUGACAUAAAUAAAUCAGUGACCCUCAGCGUAUGUUGUUCCCGAGUGAAGAUAUUUGCAAUUUGACAAGUGGCUUAUGUAGUAAGGAUUUGUACCGUAUAUAUAAAGACCAUUUGUUUCAUAAUUACUUUUGUACAAAAGUUACUUUUAAAAUCCCUGCCCUGUUGAUUGUAGUCUUUGAGGGAAAGAAAAUAUGUUGCGAUGGCUGAACGCUCCAUAUCUAGAUAAAUCCUCCUAAGGGGUACAAAAAACACAGAGAGCAAAAAAGUACGUGUUGUACAAAGUGCGCUAACUGAAGGGAUGGCCACCAGAGGCGCAGCAGUCGGUAGCGUGGGAUGGAGUAGUAGUAGUUGCUGCCCACUCUGUGGGUCGGCUCCCCUCUUGUGGGGGUUUUGUCGUAGGAGAUUUCUAUUGGUAAGAGGUUCGUGGUAGUGGUCUCACUCGCCCUAGUGUUCAUACCGACGCCCUCUUGGAGGGUGAGCGAGUCAGUUAUACUGACCUUUUCUUUAUUUUAUUUAUUCUCUGGUAUGUGUUAGUGCAUUUACCUUAGAAAUAAUGGAUUAAAGGGAUAUUUCGCGCAGCGACACGAACUGAGCCCAGAAAUAUGCAUUUUUAUUACAUGUAGCAAAACAAAAAGAAUUGUUACGUUUAAUAAAGAAUUUAUGAAAGUAUAAUACAUUUGAACCUUGAUUGAGGACCAAGUAUUGUUAAAUAUUUUUACUAUUAAUAUGUACUAUAAUUUUAUUUUUAUACUUAAUACUGUUAAGCUCGUACCUGUGUUCUGUAAUGAAUGUAAGUUAUUAAUUAAUAAUAAGUAUCCAUCACUGA